AUGUCAGCUGUAUUUGAGCGGGAGGAUCCUCAGCUUGCCCCAUCUUCUGUAUGGGGCAUGGCUAGGACAUGUGCCAUCUUUGAGGAGAACGCAGCCAAGGACGACAGGGUGUUCCAGUUGGCUGUAUCAGACCUGAGCCUCAAUGAUGACAUCCUGCAGAGUGAGAAGAUCACUUACUCCAUCAAGGUCAUCGAGGCCAAUAACCCGUUCCAGGCGGUGCAGGAAGCCUGUGACCUCAUGACCCAGGGAAUUUUGGCCUUGGUCACAUCCACAGGCUGUGCAUCUGCCAACGCCCUGCAGUCCCUCACAGACGCCAUGCACAUCCCACACCUCUUUGUUCAGCGCAACCCGGGGGGUUCACCACGUACUGCCUGCCACCUGAACCCUAGCCCUGACGGUGAGGCCUACACACUGGCUUCGAGACCACCUGUCCGUCUCAAUGAUGUCAUGCUCAGGCUCGUGACAGAACUGCGCUGGCAGAAGUUCGUCAUGUUCUAUGACAGCGAGUAUGAUAUUCGUGGGCUCCAAAGCUUUCUGGACCAGGCCUCAAGGCUGGGCCUCGACGUCUCUUUACAAAAGGUGGACAAGAAUAUCAGUCACGUGUUCACCAGUCUCUUCACCACCAUGAAGACAGAGGAGCUGAACCGCUACCGGGAUACACUGCGCCGUGCCAUCCUACUGCUUAGCCCACAAGGGGCCCACUCCUUCAUCAAUGAGGCUGUGGAGACCAACCUGGCUUCCAAGGACAGUCACUGGGUAUUUGUGAAUGAGGAAAUCAGUGAUCCCGAGAUCCUGGAUCUGGUCCACAGUGCCCUUGGCAGGAUGACCGUGGUCCGGCAAAUCUUCCCAUCUGCGAAGGACAACCAGAAAUGCAUGAGGAAUAACCACCGCAUCUCUUCCCUGCUCUGUGAUCCACAGGAAGGCUACCUCCAAAUGCUGCAGAUCUCCAAUCUCUACCUGUAUGACAGUGUUCUGAUGCUGGCCAACGCCUUCCACAGGAAGUUGGAGGACCGGAAAUGGCACAGCAUGGCAAGCCUUAACUGCAUAAGGAAAUCUACCAAACCAUGGAAUGGAGGAAGAUCCAUGCUAGACACAAUUAAAAAGGGACACAUCACUGGCCUCACAGGAGUUAUGGAGUUUCGGGAAGACAGCUCAAAUCCCUACGUCCAGUUUGAAAUCCUUGGCACAACCUAUAGUGAGACCUUUGGCAAAGAUAUGCGCAAGCUGGCAACCUGGGACUCGGAGAAGGGCUUGAAUGGCAGUCUGCAGGAGAGGCCCAUGGGCAGCCGCCUCCAAGGACUGACUCUCAAAGUGGUGACUGUCUUGGAAGAGCCUUUUGUGAUGGUGGCUGAGAACAUCCUUGGACAGCCCAAGCGUUACAAAGGGUUCUCCAUAGAUGUGCUGGAUGCAUUGGCUAAGGCUCUGGGAUUCAAGUAUGAGAUAUACCAGGCCCCUGAUGGCAGGUAUGGUCACCAGCUCCAUAACACCUCCUGGAAUGGAAUGAUCGGAGAGCUCAUUAGUAAGAGAGCAGACUUGGCUAUCUCUGCUAUCACCAUCACCCCAGAGAGGGAGAGUGUUGUGGACUUCAGCAAGCGAUACAUGGACUACUCCGUAGGGAUCCUAAUCAAGAAGCCCGAGGAGAAAAUCAGCAUCUUCUCCCUUUUUGCUCCCUUUGAUUUCGCGGUGUGGGCCUGCAUUGCAGCAGCUAUCCCCGUGGUUGGUGUGCUCAUAUUCGUGUUGAACCGGAUCCAGGCUGUGAGAGCUCAGAGCACUGCCCAGCCCCGACCCUCUGCUUCUGCCACCCUGCACAGUGCCAUCUGGAUUGUCUAUGGAGCUUUUGUUCAGCAAGGUGGCGAGUCUUCUGUGAACUCUGUGGCCAUGCGCAUUGUGAUGGGCAGCUGGUGGCUCUUCACCCUCAUUGUAUGUUCCUCCUACACAGCCAACCUUGCUGCUUUUCUCACAGUGUCCCGGAUGGACAACCCCAUAAGGACAUUUCAGGACCUGUCCAAGCAACUGGAGAUGUCUUAUGGCACUGUCAGGGAUUCUGCUGUCUAUGAGUACUUCAGAGCCAAGGGUACCAAUCCCCUGGAGCAGGAUAGCACUUUUGCUGAGCUCUGGCGGACCAUAAGCAAGAAUGGAGGCACUGACAACUGUGUAUCCAAUCCUUCGGAAGGCAUCAGGAAGGCCAAGAAGGGGAACUACGCCUUUCUGUGGGAUGUGGCCGUGGUGGAGUAUGCAGCCCUGACAGAUGACGACUGCUCAGUGACUGUCAUCGGCAACAGCAUCAGCAGCAAGGGCUACGGGAUUGCCCUGCAGCAUGGCAGCCCCUACAGGGACCUCUUCUCCCAGAGGAUCCUGGAGCUGCAAGACACAGGGGACCUGGAUGUGCUCAAGCAGAAGUGGUGGCCACACACAGGCCGCUGUGACCUCACCAGCCAUUCCAGUGCCCAGGCUGAUGGCAAAUCCCUUAAGCUGCACAGCUUUGCUGGGGUCUUCUGCAUUUUGGCCAUUGGCCUUCUUCUCGCUUGCCUUGUGGCUGCCCUAGAGUUGUGGUGGAACAGCAACCGGUGCCACCAGGAGACCCCCAAAGAGGACAAAGAGGUGAAUCUGGAGCAGGUACACCGACGCAUAAACAGCCUCAUGGAUGAAGACAUUGCUCAUAAGCAAAUUUCUCCAGCGUCCAUUGAGCUCUCUGCCCUGGAGAUGGGGGGCUUGGCGCCAAGCCAAGCUUUGGAGCCCACAAGGGAGUACCAGAACACCCAGCUCUCAGUCAGCACCUUUCUGCCUGAACAAAGCAGCCAUGGCACCAGCCGGGCAUUGUCAUCAGCACUCAGCAGCAACCUGCCACUGCCGCUGAGCAGUUCAGCCACCAUGCCCUCUAUUCAGUGCAAACACAGGUCGCCCAAUGGGGGACUGUUCCGACAGAGCCCUGUGAAGACCCCCAUCCCUAUGUCGUUUCAGCCCGUGCCUGGAGGCGUCCUCCCGGAGGCUCUGGACACCUCUCAUGGCACCUCUAUCUGA
This is a messenger RNA of Cricetulus griseus (Chinese hamster), 3021 nucleotides long. The record is from RefSeq and is a predicted model, not a curated record. NCBI's taxonomy places the organism in Eukaryota, Metazoa, Chordata, Mammalia, Rodentia, Cricetidae.